AUGUACCCAAACGUUCGAGCGAUGGAGCAACGGACCAUUUUCGGUGCCUCUGCCUCCGGCACACCUUCCUUCAUCGCUAGUACAAGCCCUCUGACUCCUGGCCUUACCUACUCACCAACUUCGACAGAGCCUGCACCUGGUGAUAGGACGGUGCAAACGCCUUGCUUCCUGGAUGGCUCUACCCUUACAUUGAACUCCCAAUGCAACGCUUCGCCGAACGGGCCGGUUGUUUUUACCCCCUUCAUGAAUAGGAGUGCGAUGCACCCCUCCCAAGCACUCUCCAUAAUGGGCAUCCAAAAUCUCUGGCCUUUGGUAGAUGAAGCUGGGUUUACUUGCAAGCUCAAGAACUUUGUUCUGGAGCAUGGUUUCAUUAAAGAUCAUCAUCGUUCCCGUACAGUUAUCAUUGGAGUCGAUAUUAGCUCAUUCUUAGAUGGCUUCCGUGCGUCAGAUAGGGGUCCUCAUGCCAAUCGCCGCCUUCAUACAUCAGACUCGACCCUCACACAAUUCUUCAAGCUAUUAUGUGGUUUAUCCAAGGCCGGUGCACACUGCAUUUUUGUUUACGAUGGCAACGGGCGCCCACUCAUUAAACGUGGAACUCAAGUCAUAAUGCGUGAAUCAGACUACCAUAAGCAUUCGAGAAAGUUAAUAAAGUAUUUCGGCUACUACAGCCAUACUGCCCCGGGUGAAGCAGAAGCAGAGCUUGCAGAUAUGUAUAAACAGGGUAUCAUCGACAUUGUACUCUCUAAAGACAGUGAUGUUUUCCCCCUCGGGGUUGGAUCUAUCAUGAAACUCGUUGUUCCAAAGGAGCCGAAAAGCCUCUGGGGAGAUUUAGAUGUCCGUGUCUAUCACGCCGAAGCCACGGGCUACUCUCAGGGAAGUUUUGUUCUGAUUGCUUCAUUGCUUCGGAAUGAUUUUGGUAGCGGCGUUAACGGCAUAGGCCACCAAACUGCUCGUGGCCUUGCCCAGAGUGGUUUUGGGGAUGAUCUGCUUAAUGCCUACAAGCUGUUUGCAAGCAUGCCGCAGCAGUUAUCCCAAGCCUUCCGCAAGCUGAAUAGUGAUAUGGCGUAUGAAAUCCAAUAUAACACUCGAGGUAAAAUGGGCUGCUGCAGUCCUUCCCGAGCAGAUAUCCUCCGGGACUCUCAGUUUCCUACCUUUGAAGAUCUCGAUGUUAUGAACUCAUUUCUGGAGCCGUUGACAAGCUCUUCACCUGGGUUCACCUCUGUCCCAGUCUCUUUGAGUCUGCCCACACUCCCUGACAUCACUGGAAUCUCGGAAUUCUGUGCUGAGCACUUCGCCUGGUCUCCGAUACUCGCACUGAAGCAUUUUCACAAUCACCUCUGGCCUGGGAUUGUGAUUCGAAUGCUUUCCUCUAAAUACAUAGGCUAUAACGUAAAUAAAGCGGAAUUUCUAGUUCCCCGCUUGCAGAGUCAGCCUGAGACAGACAGCACAGGGAAACAUUAUAUGCCUACUCUAUCAACUACUGUCAUCAACAAUAAAGCAUUGAGCUUCCGAGCAACCAAUGUGAACGACAGCAUUUCCAUCACAUUCAAUACCGCCUUCUUCAUCCAGCUUACCGGUCUUCCACCCUCAACUGGACACUCGACUCGCAGAGUUGAUGUUCCGGUUCCCAUGCUUGCGGUGGCUACCAAGCAAACAGACAAGGUUGAUAAUUUGAGCGAAUUACUCGGUUCACGUCCAAAUUCUGAGAUAUCCACUCGGAUUCGGAUCCAACGCCGAAAUAAUCUGGGUCCAACUAAUGAAGCAUCGAGUAGUUCACGAUUGCAAGGCCAGGCCUCCAAAUCUGUCAACGGGAGUAGCAUUGUUGAGCUUUCCGAUAGUGAAGACGACCUUCACCUGUUUGAGAAAACGGAAACCGAAGGAGAUUUGCAAUGUUGCACAACCCUGACUGGAAAUGGUCUUUUUUAUCUGUCCUCUCAACUUCGUGAUUUUUCGGGCAGGGAAGAAAAGCUAGAAAGACAAGAUUCAGGUUAUGAAGACGAUUUCACUAUUCACAGUAGAGACGAUGCAGUGGCUUGA
Lentinula edodes (shiitake mushroom) is the source of this 2037-nucleotide messenger RNA. Its product is annotated as PIN domain-like protein. Gene Ontology annotation, molecular function: 5'-flap endonuclease activity. The record is from RefSeq and is a predicted model, not a curated record. Lineage: Eukaryota; Fungi; Basidiomycota; Agaricomycetes; Agaricales; Omphalotaceae. The transcript is spliced from 11 exons. Bases 1 to 2037 code for a protein of 678 amino acids.